Neocloeon triangulifer is the source of this 828-nucleotide messenger RNA. Its product is annotated as palmitoyltransferase ZDHHC22-like. The transcript has a single exon. NCBI's taxonomy places the organism in Eukaryota, Metazoa, Arthropoda, Insecta, Ephemeroptera, Baetidae. Gene Ontology annotation, cellular component: Golgi apparatus; endoplasmic reticulum. The record is from RefSeq and is a predicted model, not a curated record. Gene Ontology annotation, molecular function: protein-cysteine S-palmitoyltransferase activity. Gene Ontology annotation, biological process: protein targeting to membrane; peptidyl-L-cysteine S-palmitoylation. Bases 1 to 828 code for a protein of 275 amino acids.
AUGCUGCCCGCCCCACUUCCAAACAACCGGUCGGGCCUCAUCCGCGGCCGACGAUGGGUGCUUCUGUUCCUGCGCAUGGUGCCCUACGUCAUGCUGCUGUCCACGGUGGCCACGGUCAUCUGGACAGUGCAGGUGCUUUGGGCGACGGGCGCGACUUGGCUCUUCCCCUUUUACUUCCCGAUCGUUGUCCAGGUGUACAUGAACUGGAUGGCCGUGCGAAUGUCGCGCGACCGCUUUGACGUGCGCGCGGCCACCAAGACGGUGGUGCAGAACGGCACCGUCUUGCAGCGCGCCUACUACUGUCCGCGGUGCCGCGUGGAUACGGCCUACGAGUGCAGACACUGUCCGCUGUGCGAAACGUGUGUGGCCCAGCGCGGCCACCACUGCUUCCUCAUGGGCACGUGCAUCACCAGGCACUCGAUGAAGCACUUCAUGGCCGUCUGCGUGUACGGCUCGGCCGCCUGCUUCUUCAGCGGCCUCACCUUCCUCUCCGACUGCAAGAUGCCCAAGGCCGCCGUGUACCUGGCACCAGUGGCCCUCGGCUACUACUUGUCCGGCCUCAUCAGUUUCUCCAAACUAGUCUACUCGUUUGUGAUCAACCUGGAACUGAGCAGCGGCGUCCUCAUCGUCGGCUUCAUGAUCCACCACUUGUUCCUGGCGGCCGUCGGCAGACUUCCCUACUGCGACCAGGAGGAUGUCGAGCGCGGCUCCCUGCGCAACUUGGUCCACUUGUUCGACGGUCCCAUUGGAUUCCUCAACCUCGUCGUGCCUUUCUCGGCGCUCGGACACAAGAAGGCCAAAUCGCAGAGCUACAGCAAAAGUGUCUGA